GCGUGCAGCAGACUGAGUCCAGCCACAGAGCACCGAGCACCGGAGCGGAGACACACAGAGAGGAGGCUCGGGAAACUUAAGUAAAGCCCGCAAUGGGGGACCAGCUGAACCGCAAGUGAGAGUUAAAAGGAAAACGAGGUCGCUGGUAGUUAAUGCGUGAGAAGCACCGCACAGUUUAGCUCGCAACCUUCCUGCGGCGGUGAAUUAAACCCGCAUCUGCAAAAAAGAAACGUGGAUCCACCUGAAUACCUGCAGUGUGUCCUCGGGUGCGGACAGUGGUGACAUUGAGAGACGCGUUGGGGGGGACAGAGACACAGAGGAGAAGCGGAGGACAAGGAGGAGGAGGCAGGGAACGGGACAGGAGAAAGUUUCCGGAGCUUGGCGCAGACACAGCGGCUGAACAAUGCGGCUGACCCCGACGAAGUCCCUCUCAUCGGCCGCCCUGCUGAUCAUGCUGCUGGGUGUCCGCUGCUCCCACGGCAUUUCCUUGUCCCCUGAGGAGGCGAACCAGUUCCUGAGCAGACACCGGAGAGCCAACCAAGUGUUCGAGGAGACGAAGCAGGGCCACUUGGAGAGGGAGUGCGUGGAGGAGAGGUGCACCAAGGAGGAGGCCAGGGAGGUGUUUGAGAACGACCCGGAGACUGACUACUUUUAUCCAAAGUAUUUAGCGUGCAUGGACAAGUUUGGAGACUCGGAAAAGAAGAAACAGGAUCUGGUCACGUGUGUCCACAAUAUUCCAGACCAGUGCUCUCCCUCUCCCUGUAACGCCAGAGGUACGGUGCGCUGCGAGGACAAAAAGGGCGACUUCCUGUGUCACUGUUUCACAGGCUGGAUGGGCGCCAGAUGUGACAAAGAUGUCGACGAGUGCAGCAAGAGAAACGGAGGGUGUGAUCACGAGUGCAACAACACUAUGGGCAGUUACCGCUGCUCCUGUCACCAAGGAUACAUGUUGGUAGGACGCCAGAUGUGUAAUGAUGUGAAUGAGUGUGAGGACGCAGGUGUGUGUGGAACAGCGCGAUGUGAGAAUAAGGACGGCAGCUAUGAGUGCUUGUGUGAUGCCGGCUAUGUCUACGACAACGAAACCAAGACAUGUGUUGAUGUGGAUGAGUGCUUGACAGGUGUGUGUGCAGGGGAGUGUCUGAACACUCCCGGGAGUUUCCGUUGCUUCUGUGAUGGUCGACAGGGCAUGAAGCUGGGCCAGGACCUCAGGGGCUGUAAGAAUAUAACUCCCUGUUUGUCGCCGUCUCUGAAGAGGAACUCUCGUUCUCUUUACCUGGGCCGCAUGUUCAGUGGCGUGCCGGUGGUGAGGCUGAGAUUCCGCAGGAGGAUUCAAACUGGCUUCUCAGCAGAAUUCGACCUCCGUACCUACGAUCCUGAGGGGGUGAUUUUCUUUGCCGGUGGUCACCUGAACAGUUCGUGGAUCGUGCUGGCGAUGCACCGCGGGAAGCUGGAGCUGCAGCUUAAGUAUGGCACAGUCAGCAGGGUGACCAGCACCGGACCAAUCGUCAAUGACGGCCAAUGGAGAAAGAUCUCCGUGGAGGAGCAGGGGCGGAGUCUAGUGAUUAAGAUCGACAGGGAGGCCGUCAUGAAGAUCGCAGUGAAUGGUGAUCUGUUUACACUGAAGAAAGGCAUGCACGAACUCAACCUCACCGUGGGCGGAGUCCCAUUCAGAGAGGAUGGCCUCGUCAAUCAGGUGAACCCUCGUCUGGACGGCUGUAUGAGGGAGUGGCGGUGGCUGACGGGUGAAGACUCCUCCAUACAGGAGACCAUUCGGUCCAACGACAACAUGCAGUGCUUCAGCACAGAGAAUCCUGGAGCUUAUUACCCCGGCACAGGCUUCGCUCUCUUCAACAUCAGCUAUGAAUCACAGAAUCUGAGCCUCAAGUUGACCCUGCGUCCAACCGUCGCUAUGGGUGUGCUGUUUGCACUUGUUUACCAGGACAGAGUCCCUCUCUCCAUCGCUCUGGCCAACUAUCAUCCUGGCACGGAUGAAUGGAGAGAUUUUGUUCUGGUGUCUACCGGUGAUGCCAUCAUCGCCAGUUCUCCCGCUCCACUGUGUGACGGUGAGAGUCAUGAAAUCCAGGUGACGAUCACGGGCAACCAGACGCUGCUGCUGGUCGAUGGCCAGGCUGGAAGAAGUGAAGACACUGAAGUUCCUACCGACCUCUUCUCUCAAUCCACCACCUUCCUAGGAGGCCUCCCUGACGACGUCCUGUUGGUUUCCACGCUGGUGUCAGCCCCCUACAGCGGCUGUAUGGAGGUCAGCGUAAACAGACGGCCUCUGGACUUGGACCAGGCCAUCCAUAAGCACAACGACAUCCGCUCACACUCCUGCCCCCUGCUGGACUCCCACCAGUGACCAGCGUGUCAGUCUGCCAAAACUGAUCCAUAAGCAGUUGAUUGAGGCAAUGGGGAUGAUUUCCAUAUACUUAUAAAAGUUUUUGACCAGUGGGGGAGAUCUUUCAGAUUGGAAUGUAAAAAAAAACAAACUAGACCAGGUAUUGUGGUGCAGGCUGAGCCUUAACCCAGGAUCAGCCUGUCCCUCCACUGUGACAACACUGCUUCCUAGAGGUGUGUGCAGGGAUUUUCACAGUAUUGUCAAUUAGUUGGGUUGUUAAUCAGCUGGUGGUCAACAUCCGCUUCACUGAGCAGAAGAUGUGGGAAUAAAUGCUGCACAACAUUGCCUCAGAACUGCCCAUGUAUCACAACCUUGUCAGCCCACAGGAACAUACAGGGUCUUAUCUGUAAUAUGUUAACUGGUUGAUCUCGGGUCAGCCUAUUGCGCCUGGCAUCCUGUGCUAAAAAUACAGAUCUGACUGGAAAUGACUCUUAGCUGCAGAAUCUCAGCUGAUAGAGCUGAGGUCAUGUUGCUUACAUCCAGUUCACCAGAGGCCCACGUUCACAAAGCUUCAAAUAAUCAAAGCCUCGUGCAGAAUCCGAUGAAAUAGGGGAAGAACACAGGCACGGAAAAGAAAGUCAAUAAAUCAGCAGAGAGAAUGUGGAAUUAGGUGCUUGGAUCUAGUGUUAGGUGUAUAAUGUUUGAGUAGUCGAUGUGGACUAAAUACAUAUUAUUUCCUCCUUAUAAGACAAAUCUUGUCCUCUACCAGGCUUGAUACUAGGCACAGCUUUGUGCUCUAGAGAAAACCUUGCACAUUGUUGCAGGUAGAAAUGGACUGCCACCUGAAGCCAUUUUCUCGAUCGAAGCAGCAAUCCAUGUCUGCCUGCAACCUUAAAAACCGACCACGUGCCUGCCAAGAACAACCAACCCAAACUUCUCGACAGGUCAGCUUUUCCACAGGGGUGCAGUGCUGUGACACACAAACAGAGCAGUCAACACACUAUGCAUUUUGGAAGUAUUACAGUCCGUUAAAGAACUUGUCCGACACCCCGAUUCUCAAUAAUCAAUCGAUAUAACUUCAUCACGAUGGCCCCUUCUUUCCCUCAGAACCCCCCCCCAGACUCACAGUUAAAAACCUGCCACAUACACGAGCGGCGGACUACAGAUUAGUCUCAGAAGCACAGGGACACAGGAGGGGGCCCGCUCCAUGAAGGAGAGAGAGCACUGCAUCAUUCGCACCACACAAGCUACUGAGGGUUAAGAGAAGAGUGCGCUGUAAAAUACUGAAUAUGUAAAUAAUGUGACUGUACAAUGCUUUUUAGAAGACAGAAAACAAACACUACCUUAUGCUCACUGAGGUUUUCUGCACAUUUUAAGUUGAUCCAAAGUUAAACCGUAAUCUGAGUCGCUUCAUUUCAUCUGCUUCUUUAAAAAAAAAAAAAGGGUUGAGCAACAAAUCCAUUCCCUUUUCAUUUCUUUUUCUUUUUUGCAUCAGAGCAAUAGCCAGGGAUCUAAGUACUGUCAAUCAUUAGGUACUCUGUUUUUAAUUUAGAUUUAUAGGUGCUGAGCAAAUCAAAACUCAAUCAAGAUAAAGAAUGUCAGGAGCAUUGUGAUUGAGAAAUACCAAAAGGCCUCCAGUGCUAUUUGACUUCUCUCUGUAAUGUUUCAUUUUCCAGUUUUCUGACGAAUGACUGCCGGAAUAUAGAGCUUGAUGUCUUAUGUUGUUUUUUUUUAUAAUAUCUGUUGUUGUAUAUUGAACUUCUCUUUAGUUUUUAUUUUUCACUUUAACUGCCAGUAUGUGUAUGAUGCUGAGAGAAGUCUGCCUUUUCAGUUUUAAAACUUCCCUCGACAGUGAAAAAUCCUAUUUAAAAACAAAACAAAAAUAAAAGCGAUCGUAUGAAAUGUGUUUUCCAUCAAUGGAUUUGUAUGCUAUGUGGUUAUGUUACAAGAUAAACUUUUCAUUUCCUGCUG
Molecule: messenger RNA, 4309 nt
Organism: Platichthys flesus (European flounder)
Lineage: Eukaryota; Metazoa; Chordata; Actinopteri; Pleuronectiformes; Pleuronectidae
Gene: gas6
Product: growth arrest-specific 6
Exons: 15
Coding region: 404-2359 (651 amino acids)
Cellular component (GO): extracellular region
Molecular function (GO): calcium ion binding
Source: RefSeq, a predicted model, not a curated record